Larimichthys crocea (large yellow croaker) is the source of this 1430-nucleotide messenger RNA. It is a transcript of the gene dctn3, whose product is annotated as dynactin 3 (p22). The transcript is spliced from 7 exons. Gene Ontology annotation, biological process: cytoskeleton-dependent cytokinesis. Gene Ontology annotation, cellular component: dynactin complex. NCBI's taxonomy places the organism in Eukaryota, Metazoa, Chordata, Actinopteri, Sciaenidae. The record is from RefSeq and is a predicted model, not a curated record. The coding region runs from base 44 to 607 and encodes 187 amino acids.
UCUGUGGCUGUUUGUUCGUUAGUUAGCGUAAAAAAAACAACAAAUGGAUAAAAAACUGGAGACGGAUAACCUGGAAAUGCGUCUCCAGGCGCUGGAGAGUCGCUUAUACGGCGAGAGAAGAAGCAAAAGCGGGAAACCGGUGAAGUGUGCUGAUUCACUGGCCAGAAUCCAGGCAGGUCUGACCAACACGGCCAACAAGAGAGAGCGAGUCAAGAUCCUGCACAAGAAGAUUGAGGACCUGGUGAAGUACCUGGACCCUCAGUUCACCGAUCACAUCACUGUACCUGACGCCAUGAAGCUGGAGUUCAUUCUCGCUGAGGAGGACUUCUUGCUUUCCCAGGCGUCUUUGCUGGAGCAGGUCAGCAACAUGCAGCCCCUGCUGGACAGCACCUACAUCAGAGACGUACCAGAACACGCCACCAAGCUGCAGCGCCUGUCACAGAUUCACAUCAAGGAGCAGGACCAAACUGAGGCUCAGUCCCUGGAAGUGAAGAAGCUUUUUGAGGAGUACAACAAAAUGAUGUUCCUGCUGUCCAAGCAGUUCACCCAGUGGGACGAGACUCUGAGGAAGCUGGAGGAAGCCAAGGGCAUCCGGCCUGUGGAGUAGCUACUAUCAACACACGCAUGAGGAUGGUGAUGGUGAUGAUGAAGAACACUGCACUGUGGUGGGAGCUUUAGAUCAGACACAGGUUCUAUACGUAGCGUGUUCCCCGAUAAGUCAAAAGAAAAGUAAGGCAGGUAACAUUUCAGUUUUAUUUUGAACUGCUUUGAAACCGAUUGUCUGAUUCCAUGAGAUUUUUGGUUUUAGAAAAAUUCUCCAACAGAGCAAUUACCUCACUCAAAACACAUUUCAUCUGGGAUUUCAGUACAAGCUCAGAUGUCUUGUAAAUUAGAUUCUUUUUGCUGUGGUGGAUGGAAAUAAACUCCAUAUUAAUAACCACUAUGUGUGUGGAACUCGCAGGUAAACUGACCUACUACCAGAGACUGAUGCGUCUCCCAACUCAUGUACCAGUAAUACUGUACUGUUUAUACAAUCCCAGUCAUACAGUCAAACUGGAAAGGACUGGAUGAAAUGUAAAAUAUUCUGAUAAAUGUAUGAACUCUGUCUCGUGUGACUCUUCGUUGGUCAUCUGAAGGAACUCGCUCCCAUCACGUGACGUGUGGCUCAGACGCUGCUGUUAUUUAUUUUCAGACAACAGAGCUUUUUAUGCUCGCGUAUCUACUCGACUUGUAACACAUUCCAACAUCCCUGCCGCCAGCCAGUCACAAGACUUGUUUUCCCACCCACACACACACACACAGUGUCCUCAAGGCUUCACAUUUUCCCUCUGGGUCUGUAUUCUGGUUUUAAAAUGUUCUGAAUGUCUCAUGUGUCAUACAGCACGACUGCAGUUCAUACAAUAAAUAUUAUUAGUGUUUUCUUUGACUUA